Molecule: messenger RNA, 1241 nt
Organism: Terrapene triunguis (Three-toed box turtle)
Lineage: Eukaryota; Metazoa; Chordata; Testudines; Emydidae
Product: sulfotransferase family cytosolic 1B member 1-like
Exons: 7
Coding region: 27-917 (296 amino acids)
Biological process (GO): sulfation
Cellular component (GO): cytoplasm
Molecular function (GO): sulfotransferase activity
Source: RefSeq, a predicted model, not a curated record
ACUCUGUUGAACUCUUCCCCGCCAGCAUGACUUCAUCAGAAGAUUACCUUCGACAGGACUGGAGGAUAGUCCAUGACAUUCCAAUGGUCUGUGCAUUUUCAUACCACUGGGAAAGGAUUGAGAACUUCCAGAGCAGGCCAGAUGACCUCGUGAUAGCCACGUACCCCAAAUCUGGCACUACGUGGAUAAGUGAAAUUGUGGACAUGAUUCUGAAUGACGGAGAUCCUGACAAAUGCAAGCGGGAUGCAAUUUUCAACAAAGUGCCCAUGUUGGAAUUAGCCGUCCCUGGAAAGAUGCCACCAGGUACAGAGAAACUGGCCAAGAUGUCAUCUCCUCGUUUAGUGCAAACCCACCUCCCAGUCCAGCUCCUUCCAAUGUCCUUCUGGGAAAAUGGCUGCAAGAUGAUCUAUGUUGCCCGAAAUGCCAAAGAUGUAGCUGUCUCCUUCUACCAUUUUGACCUGAUGAACCAGCUGUAUCCAGAGCCCGGCACGUGGGAACAGUACGUUGAGAAAUACAUGGCAGGCCGAGUUGCGUAUGGUUCCUGGUAUGACCAUGUGAAAGGCUGGUGGGAGAAGAGAAAGGACCAUCCCAUUUUAUACCUGCUCUAUGAGGACAUGAAAGAGGAUCCAAAGCGUGAAAUUCGCAAGGUGAUGCAUUUCCUGGGGAAGGAUCUGAAGGAAGAGGUUCUGGACAGGAUUGUCUAUCACACUUCAUUCGAAAUGAUGAAAGAGAAUCUCACCGCAAAUUAUAAGAUGGUCCCAAAUGAUGUUAUGGAUCAAAGCAUCUCCCCUUUCAUGCGUAAAGGGAUUGCUGGGGACUGGAAGAAUCACUUCACUGUGGCCCAGAAUGAGACAUUCAAUGAAGAUUAUGAGAGGAAAAUGGCUGGGACCACACUGCAGUUCCGAACAGAGAUCUGAAGGAGCCUGGCAUCUUAGUGCUGUAGUUCUAAUACACGGGUGACGGGUCUCUGUUUCUGUUGAGAAUAGCUUUUCUCCCCCCCCACACACACCCUCCUUUCUUCAACUAGAAGUAGUACGCUGAGAAGUGUCUCUGCCCCAGUGAUGGUCAGACACUUGAACCUGGAGUCUUGGGCCGUGUAGACCAUGGUGCAGGGUCACACACUCCAGAGCAGAGGGAUUGUUCCAAGAGUCUGGGAUUCCAUAUAGGGUCUGAGUAGUAGGGAAGGCUCCUUGCUCUAUGGUUACACACACCUUUUAUGUUAGACUUUGAGUACUGGCCAG